UGUGAUGUGAUGGAUGGAGACACCACCGUGGCUUUUCUUUUCUUUGUCCCUUUCUUCUUCCUCCUCCGCCCGCCCGCCGCUCUUUCUUCUUCCCCUGCUCCUGCCUAUAAAUCCCGCCUGCGGAGGCCUCCAUCCUUUCCAAUCUCUCCCAACCCCAUUCCAUUCCUUCAUUCACCCUCCCCUCCACAACCUACUCAUCUCAUACAUAGAGAAGAGGCAGAGAGAUAUAGAGUGGGGAAGAAAGUGAGCAGCUAGGUCCAGGUCCAGGUCCAGCCACCCUCCCCUCCCCGCCGGCCUACACAGACAACAACCCACCCAUCCACAGAUCCAUCCGUCCUUCCUUUCUUCCUACACAAACAAGAUGUUCGCCGACGCCGGCUUCAGCUUCUCCGCCUACUCUUCUUCGCCGCCGGGGCCGGCCUACUCCUACUCCUACUCAUACUCUUCUUCCCCCACAGUCUUGUCCCACCCACACCCCGACCACUCCUCCUUCUCCUCUCCACCAUCCUCCGCUGCUCCGGCGCAACCGCCGCCGCCACCUCUGCCUCUCCCUCUCCCUCUCCUGCACCAACAACAUCAACAUCAGCAUCAGCAUCAAGCCGCCGCCGCUGUUGCUACUGCAUCCAACGACGACGACGACGACGCCAUGUACCACCACCUCGGAGACAUGGGGCAGCCAUCCCUGAUAUCAGAGUAUGACCUGGGAGCAGAAGGCGACCUGUUCAAGGCUCCGGAGCCCAUAAUCGAGGAGCCGCUGCUGGCCCUCGACCCGGUCGCCGCCGCCAUCUCGAUGAUGUCCGGCGGGGACAACGCCAUGGACGACAGCAUCAAGGUCUCCGACAUGGGGCUGAGCGAGGUGCUGUACGAGUGCGAGAAGGAGCUCAUGGAGAAGUCGGCCAUCGAGGAGACCAUUUCCGAGCUGCUGGACGUCAAGAUCCCCAUGCUGCAGGUCGAGGACGUCCCCGGGGAGCUCAGGGCCUCCUCAUCAUCGACAGUUGCCGCCGGCACCGGCGAGUGCUCGCUCCAGAAGAGCGUCAGCUCCGGGUGCCUCAGCUCGGGCGACUGGAUGAACGGGUCGGCGGUGAGGCCCAACUUCCUCGACUUCCAAGGGCUCGACUUCGAGGCCGCCUUCGGGCUCCGGCGAGCCUACAGCGAGGGUGACAUUCAGCUUGGUGCCAAUACCCCUCGGCCUGGGAUCGCGGCAAAUGUGCAGGCAUCUGGUGAGAGGCUUGUGACCAUCAGCGACCUGAAAAGCGAGGAGAGGAAGCAGAAGCUCAACAGGUACAGGAAGAAGAAGAUUCAGAGGAACUUUGGCAGAAAGAUCAAGUAUGCUUGCAGGAAGGCUCUGGCUGACAGCCAGCCGAGGGUGCGAGGGAGGUUCGCCAAGAUGGACGACGGCGACAUGCUCAAGCCCAGGAAGUAGACGGGGCCAUGCAUGGAGGCCGCCGCGAAGCCGAUGAGGAGGGAAGACAAAGGUUGUUGCAAGGAGGGAAUUAAGCUGCUGCCAGUGGCUUUGUUGGCGUCUAGAAGCUUCUAGGGUCAUGGCUGCCGUGCCGCGCUGCGCCGCCCGUCGGAAUUCAUUUCAGUCGCUCCAUCAAAUCUGUUCCGUUCCUUCGGGUGACAUUUUCAUUCUAUCUUUUCUGCGUUCGUUUGUACUAGUAGUAGUGAUAAUAAUAUGAUGGCCCUCCUCCCUGUGGUGUGGUGCAAGAGAGUGGAGAGCCAGGCUCCUCUUCUGUGUACAAAGGCUUGAACUUGAAGUUGGUGCUAAAUAAAUAAAACCCAGGCCCCUCUCUUGUCUCUUGCUUGCCUGCCGCCAUGUAAUAAUGUUGUUGUUGCUAUGAAUAAUCCUAGUAGUAGUACUCUUGUGACGA
Messenger RNA from Aegilops tauschii subsp. strangulata, 1871 nucleotides. RefSeq lists its product as uncharacterized. Lineage: Eukaryota; Viridiplantae; Streptophyta; Magnoliopsida; Poales; Poaceae. Gene Ontology annotation, molecular function: DNA-binding transcription factor activity; protein binding. Gene Ontology annotation, biological process: regulation of flower development. Gene Ontology annotation, cellular component: nucleus. The record is from RefSeq and is a predicted model, not a curated record.